This is a messenger RNA of Desarmillaria tabescens, 934 nucleotides long. RefSeq lists its product as uncharacterized. The coding region runs from base 242 to 847 and encodes 201 amino acids. NCBI's taxonomy places the organism in Eukaryota, Fungi, Basidiomycota, Agaricomycetes, Agaricales, Physalacriaceae. The transcript is spliced from 3 exons. The record is from RefSeq and is a predicted model, not a curated record.
CUUCUUCAUUCAUUUACCAUCCUUGGCGGGACUGAAAUGUCUUUUCCUUCGGCCACCCGUUCUAUUGCUUCCUCCGAUACCAACCUUCCUGCUGCCAAGUACCAACACUCAUACCGUGACCUCAACCUUGGCGCGUCUUGAAGUAAAUGGUAUUUUUUGGCCGCAGACUUCUUUGGACUCGUGACGAACACUGUCUAAUUCUCAAUUCAAGCUCACCCAGCGCGCAGGAACAUCGAAUUGGAUGCCUAGCAUUCGAAGAGAUAUAAAAGGGCUCAAAAAAUUGUCAACUUACUCCAGACAAACUCCCAGUACUUGUCUAUCCACUUGCCAACCAUCAAUUGACAGCUUAUUCGCCACUAUGCGUUUCUCACUCGCCACUUUCAUCCCCCUCGCGGUUCUCGCGGUUCCCGCCCUCUCCGGCGCCAUCAAUGCAGGUGCCGGCAUUCAGGCGAGGGACGACUACUACUACGGUAACAAGGACUAUGAUCAUAAGGACUACGGCAAGAUCGAGGACUACGACCACAAGGACAAGGAGUGCACUUGGGAGCCAGUCUUCGAGCACAAGAACGACUGGAAUGGCUGGAAGAAGGGCAAGUACACCCCUUACAAUACCGGCUACGUCAAGAAGGAAUCCUUUGAGAUCGAUUGCAAGGAACGUUGCAAGGAGCACGACAAGUGCAAGUCUUGCCAGGUCUACUCCCUUGAGGAAGCCGCGGAGGAGUUCAUCUGCGAGCUCUUCGAAGAGAUCGUCGAUAUCUUGACCUGGGAGGAUGACUGUGAUGAUGAUUACAAACAUGAUGGCAAGAAGUACUACGACAGCUCCUGCUGGAACGCCUACUACUACUAAGCGUCGUUUAUACCUGCAUAUGCGAUGAUAUAUCAUGGUUAUACGAACACUCAGGACUUUGUAUAUACUAUAUUGUAUGUUCUGUGC